AUGGCACAACGACCGUCAAAGGUCUCUAAGUCUUCUGACGCACUUUUCGAAUAUCAAAUCUCCGACUUGAAAGUUCAGAAUUCCCUUACUAUUCAAGAAAAUAGUAAACUCCGUUUUCAGCUUUCUUUUCUUACUCAAGAAAACGAUAAUCUUCGUUCUGAAGUUACUGCAUUAAAAGAUCAAAUGAAAGUCCAAGAAGCUGCUCUUUCUAUUUCAAAUAGAGAAUUUGAAGAAUUUUUCUUAAUU
This is a messenger RNA of Dentiscutata erythropus, 246 nucleotides long. The record is from the annotation of a GenBank genome assembly. NCBI's taxonomy places the organism in Eukaryota, Fungi, Glomeromycota, Glomeromycetes, Diversisporales, Gigasporaceae.